CCGUUUUUACCGACGACGUCAGCAGCCCAAGCUAGAAGUCCCGCCAUGUAUCUUCUUCUUCUUCUUCGUCUUCGUCUCUUUGAUCUGACAUAGACACGGACCGGACUCUCAGAGCUAAACCGAAGCGGUUGGUGACUAAACCGGUCUGGUUCGAUCGAACUCUCGGUUUCCCUAUCACUCUUUUCGAAGGCUUUGCGUAUUUAGUUAUUUACACGAAACUCAUGUUUCCGCUUUCCACUGGGCCUUUUUUAACACAUUGGGCUUAUAAUUACGACGUCCAUAUCAAACUAAUUGCUCUGGAGAAAACACUUGGAACAGUUAUAAUUAGGAGCGGACACUUCGGUUAUUUUAUCGGUUCGGUCUGGUUAAUACGGUUCUAUAAUUUUUUCCAACCAAAGUAAACUAUAAUAAAUUUGGUUUAGAACGGUUUCUGUUGGGUUGUAUUCGGUUUGGUUUGUUUUUCGAUUCGGUUCAAUCGUAUUCCCUUAAUUUAGUUCUUUAAGAAAAAAAUCAUGAUUUAAAACGUAAACGCAUGGUCAUAAAGUCAUUGUGCUGGUGACUAUGAAAAACAAUUAUGUUGACUAAAUUCAAUAUAAAACCAAAAAAAGCUUUCAAAGAACAAUACAUUUAUAAGAACACAACCAAAUCAAAUUUAACUACAGUAGAUAGUUUUUUCUCUAAAACAUCGUUAGUAAUGCCUUUUAAAAAUAAAUUAUUUAAAUUUAAUUUAAAACAAAAUUGAAACAAAAACCUUAACAAACCACAAAAAGUUUAUAAAAACACAUUCAAACCAAAGUUACUAAAGUAAAUAGAUUUUUUUCAAAAAAAACAACAACAUUGUUAAUAAAGUUAACAAUGACUUUAGUCUUUAGUCUUAGGAUUUUAGUAUAUUGUAUAUUACUAGUAUGCUUAAUUUAAUUAAUAACAGAAACGCAUUGGUUAUCGGUUCGGUUUAACUCGGUUUGGUUUCGGUUCAGUUGGUUCGGAUUGGGAAAAUCUUAAACCAAACUAUUUGAUAAUAUACUUUCGGUUCAGUUUGGAUCGGUUUUGGUCGGUUCACUUUGGUUUUUUUGCCCAUCAUAGUUGAUAUGUUUUUGUAUUGUAGAUAAAAAAUAUAUAUAUUAUUAUGCAGUUAAGUUUGAGUCAAUUUUACUAGUUUUGUGUUUUGCUACUUUAAGAAACUUUCUUAGAAGAACUAUGGGUGUGACUGGAUUUGUAUUUUAAUGGCCUACUAGAUAUUGACCCGCCCUCUAUAUGUUUUGUUUUAAAAAUAUUUGUCUAAUAUAAUUUAUUUAUUUGUGUGUUUGUAUAAUUAUAUUUUUGUAUGAUAUGAAUUUAAUAGAAUAGAUUAUUUUUGUAAGUAUAUUAAAUAAAUCAACUUUCAUAUGUACUUGUUUCUUUCCUUGUAUCAUAUAUGUAUUUUUUUUUGUAAUCAUAUUUAUGUUUUAUCUGUGAUCAUAUUAUAGAGUAAGAAUUUGGGUUCAAUUCCGACUAUUCAGAUAUUGGUCUUUAGAUGAGAGAUUAAAACCUAUUUGGAUAUUUAUAAAUUUUAGUUUGGAUUCAGUUUGGAUAAUUACGGGUUCAGUUUAAAUACAGAUACUCAUUAAAAUUAUGUAAAAAUAUUGAAAUACAAAUAUACCCGCCCUUAAAAUUAUGUAAAAAUAUUUUUGUUCUAUCAUUUUUCAAAAAUUUAAAUUUUAUAAUAACAUUUUUUUAAUGAUAUUAUAUUUAAAAUUAAUUUAAUUUAAUAUAUUUUUUGGUAGUUAAAUUAAUGUUAAACAUAAUAUGAUUACAAAAAAAAACACAAAUUUAAAAAUUAAAUUAAAAAAAAUUAAACACAUAAUAUGACCACCUAGACAUUUAUCUUAUCUCUAGGUGACAGUUUUAGGUUCGUGAGCCUUGAAGAAGUUAGAGGUUUUGAUUAGAAGCAAGAACAGGAAGUCUUAAUUAGGCUCUUGGUCUCCCCUAUUGAGAUAGUGGAAGGAUUGAUUAUGGUUUUAGGAGGAUUUACACAUUGUAACUAACUCUAGAGGAUGCUUUGAAGGAAAAUUAUAAGUUCAUUAAAAUUCUUAUGAUUUCUUAGUAGUUUCAAAAGGAUCUGAUUAUUUUUUUUAAUUGAAAUUAUAACUUGGCAUGGGACAGAGAAAUCUGUUUUCAUAAAUUUUCAUUUCCUUUCAUGUCUUAGGUGUUUUAUGAUUACAUCCAUCAUGUUAGAGAUGAUGGGGAGAUGCUUAUCUUAUCUACCCCUGGGACCAUUUUGACCAAUCUUUUCCACCCCUGUUUAUCAUGCUCUCAGUCCUUGAGAAAAGGAUAUUAGUCUAGUCUGUCCACCACUGUUAUUGGAGAACUCCACUUUCUUUUUAGAAAGGAACAAGAAAAAUCUUACUCUAAAUAGUAGUCUUCAUUUUACUCUCUUGAAAGCGUUAAUGGUGUUGGGAUAUUAAAAGGCAUAAGUGCAGAACUAGAGUUUUUCACUUGAUGAAACAGUGAAGUUUAUCUUUCUUGUUUAAAUGAGUUUGAUUUGAUUACUUGCUCCCUUAACAGGCUUUUCUUUGUUGUCAUGUUUGAUAUAUACUAUGGCCAUGAAGAUUGUUCUUUCUUGGUUUUGUAAUGAUUCUGAUGAACUAAUAGUCUUUUGUCUCUUUUGUUUUCUAGGUUGUUUCUUCUUGGUUUGGAUAAGUAUGGGAAGGGUGAUUUCUCGUAACUUUGUGGUAACAAGAACACCAACCCAAGUCGCAAGCCACGCUCAGAAGUACUUCAUUCGUCUAAACUCAAUGAACAAUCUUUACAUCUUGUUGGAUUAUUUGUUUUGUUGGAUAACUUGUCUGAGGAACCUAUAAGGCUAGAUAUUAAAUAUAAUUAGCAGUUUUGGUAAGACAAGUUAACACCGGUCUUAGAUCGUUGCUAAUAACAUUUACGAGCAAAAGCGAAAUCUAUUCAUCGGAAUGUUUAUCGAAUGGUAGGUACAUAAAGACUUGAGCAGCUUAAUCAUGGAAGAACCUCAGAUAAGCUUAGCUAUACGGCCCAUUCCAGAUGGCAAAAGGGCAUCCUUUGUUGCAAUGUCACUUCUUCUUUUUGAUGUCACUUGUCUUUCGUUAAUCAGCAUAUACCUUGGAAAGGUGAGCAAGUACAGCUCUUUAUUCUAAAAGAUAAGAGCAAGAUUCAUCAUUUGUGUUUAUGCGGAUGGCCCACUCAUAUAUAUAUAUAUGUAUAUUAUUAUAUACUAUAUACUAAAUAGCUUAUGGGAAUGCAUAUGCGAUGCUUCAGCCACUUCCAAUGCCAAUUGAGAAGGAGAAUAUAUAUUGCUGCAAAAGUGACUUGAGAAGGAGAAUAUAUUGCUGCAAAAGCUUAUGGGAAUGCAUAUACUAACUCUUAUAUUCUUUCCAUUCUUUCUUAAGCAAUAUAGACAUGCAGUUUAAAAGCCUCAACUUCCAUAUUCCCUUCACGCUAAUUUGUGACUUUUACUUUUUCACGUCAAUAUUUUUUUGUAGAGUCAUUAUAAGUUUAAAAGUGUUGGCAGUCAAAGUCCUAAACAAUCUUCACCUUCCCGCCGUCAGAAGUUUUUGGCGAUAAUCCCGAGCUAGCUAGGGUUUGGUUUCUGAGCUAUUUUUAUAAGUGUUAGGGACGUUGGAACUUUAUAUCAAAGCUUAAAGCGUGGUUUUGUUUGGUUGGUGAUUUCGUUUUGGUUAUGGUUUUGUGAGCGAGCAGGUCAGAAGACAUGGAAGAGAAGAAGAAUGCAGACGAUAGAAUCAUCAACGACAAUAUAUUGAUACCUCCUGCUGCCCCAGUACUAGGCCUUGGGCGUGGUGCUCCUCUUUUGAAACCCACUCCACGACGCCGUGUCAAUGGCAACGUGUCUCAGCACCCUACCACUACCACUGCAGAGAUCGAUGAGACCAGGGUCAAGUUUCUGAGGCUUUCACACAGAUUAGGGCAAACUCCACGUAACAACGUUGUUGUUGCUCAGUUUUUGUCUAGGGGAAGCAGCCGUGUUGGUGGUGCCGCCAUUUCCAUGGCGGAACAGCUUGAGGGACAGAAUCAUCCGCUUGAUUUUUCUUGUACGAUUAUGUUGCUCGGCAAAAGCGGUGUUGGCAAGAGUGCUACGAUUAAUUCUAUUUUCGAUGAUGAUCAUGCAGUGAAGAAGAUGUGUACCACCGAUGCAUUCCAGAUGGGGACGAAGAGGGUUCAGCUUGUUGAGGGUUUUGUUCAGGGAAUCAAAGUCCGGGCCAUCGACACUCCAGGCCUCUCACCAUCAUGGUUUGAACAACACAAGAACGUGAAAACCCUCAAGUCUAUUAGGGCUUUCAUCAAAAAAAGUCCACCGGAUGUUGUAUUAUAUCUCGAUAGGUUGGAUACGCAAACGCAAAGCAGCAUAGAUGAGGAGAUGCUUCUUUUGCGCACCAUCACCCAGUUUCUUGGACCGUCGAUAUGGUUUAACGCCAUCGUGGGUUUGACUCACGCCGCUUCCGCUCCACCAGAUGGCGCUGCCUCUAGCUACGGCAUGUUUGUAACACAACGUUGUCUUGCCAUUCAGCAGGACAUUCGCCGAGCAGCUCGAGAUUUGCGGCUCGUGAGCCCUGUGUCUUUAGUUGAGAACCACCCUGCUUGCAGGACCAACCGGGCGGGUCAGAGAGUGUUACCGAAUGGUCAAGCGUGGAAGCCUCAUUUGCUGUUACUCUCGUUUGCAUCCAAGAUUCUAGCACAAGAAAAUGCAUAUGAUCGUAAUUAUAAUAGUCGACCAUUAGUUGUGGAAUCCACGGCUCAACCACUGUCACUUUUUCUCUCAUCUCUUCUGGAAUCACAUCAGCUUCCUCCUCCUUUUCUCUCAUCUCUUCUGGAAUCACAUGAGCUUCCUCCUCGUUGUAAGCGAUUGACUGAAGCUGAAAUUUCUAGGCUUAGUAAAUCUCAGAAGGAGCAGUAUCCUGUUGAGUUCCAGGCGGAACUAGAGAUGGAAGAGGAACGUCGACCUCAUAUUGAUCUCUCCAACCCGUCGCUACUUGUUACUCCAGUCCUGGUUGUUCCGAGGUGGGAUCAUGAUAUUGGCUAUGACGGUCUAAGUGCUAAAGGGACUUUGGUUAAAGAAAAGAUACAUAUGUCUUACUCGGGCAAAGUGACAAAGAACAACCUCAUGAAAAUGAAAGGUGCAGACGUGCAGCUGGAAAUGGCCAGCUUGGUUGUACAUGGAGAGGAGGGUAAUAGAUCAACCUCCCUAGGUUUCGAGAUGCAAAAAAAGACUUGGGAUGAAUUGUCUUGCGCUCUUCGAAGUGAUUCCAAUUUUAUGAAACACAAAGCUGCGGCUGGUCUAGCUAUAACGCUCUUGGGUGAUUCGGUGUCUGCCGGGGUGAAAGCAGAACGUAAGUUGGUUGCUAAUAAAAGGUUCGGAAUAGAUGUGUGUGGUGGUGGGGCAAUGACUUGUCGAGGUGAUGCGGCUUAUGGGGGUAGUUUAGAAGCUCACUUGCUUGGUAGUUUUUUUUUAUCUACUCUGGGACUUUCUGUGGUGGAUGGGCAUCGGGGUCUUGCUAUCGGAGGGAAUAUUCAGACCCAAGUGCACAUAGGACGUUCAUCUGAUCUAACUGCUCGUGCUAAUCUGGACAGCAGUGGGGCAGGGCAAGUAAGCAUCCGGGCAAACAUCUUUGAACUGCUCGAACAUGCUAUGGCCGUACUUGUUCCUCUAUUUAAGAAGCUACUUAGUUAUUAUUCCCCUAAUUAGCACCUAGUUGUUUUUGUUCAUGUCUUAUCUCUGGAUUUUGCAUUAAGCCUUGAUAAAAAUUUAUGUUGCAGUUUACUUAUUGACGUUAAAGACACCCAUCACCGUUGUUGGAAGAUAUUGAUAUCACUAUUUACUGUUUAUCAAUAUCUCAAUUUUUUGAUAACAAGAUUAUUACUGUUUACUGUUUAUCACACACACAGUAAGACACAACUAUUCAAUCUAAAGUCACUACUCUCACACACACCUUUUAGUACAACAUUUCAACUUAAUAACUAAAUAACAUACAACCAAAAGCUCAGUUACAAACUAACAACCCUCUGGGUAAGCCAUAUAAAUACAAAGCGGUGUCUCUUAACUUACUCCUUUUUUUUUUUGCACUCUUCCGCACUUUUCCGUGUUCCGUUUAUAUAAAUAUAUAAUUAGUGACUGAUUGUUAAGGAUUUUGCUGUAUGUAGUUGAUAAUAUCCAUUGGGUUUGUCAAUGAUGGUCUUAUUUAGUCACCACUGUUAAGCUGAUGAAUUCUCUCAAAAGAUACGUUGAGUGUUAUAAAAUCCAUAUGAAUUUAGCCACCAGAGUGGCAUAAUACAUAUUCUUCUUGAGCCACAUAAAAUGGAUCUCACUCAUUCACCGAAGCCAGAAGUGUGACAAAGUUAUCAGACCACCAGAAAAUGUAGUCUUGUGUAGCACAAACUUAUAUACCAUGCAAGCAAAUCAAAGAUAUCUCCGGAUGCAUAUAAUGCUGGCAUAUCAUCAACAAAGAACUUGAAGGUAGUUGAGUUUCUACGAUUUAACCACAAAAUUUAACAAGUUUAAGAACUAGCGAAUAUCUAAGUGCCAAAUGAAUGUGAAUAUUAUUGUGAUGGAUUCGAGAUAUCAAGUGAAAGUGGAUAAAAGUGAUUGCCUUUUGCCAAAUGUCACUGCACUUUUUCCAUAGACAAUUUCUCAGAGCCAUGUAAAGUGGAGAAUCCGCACAAAACUUACAAUUACAAAGCUUUAUAUGGUCCCUGGACUCUUUUUCUCAAGAAAACAAGCACUUAUCCUUAAAUCUCAAAGAAAAUAAAGUAUUAGCAACCAUAUAAAUUGAUAAAUGAUAAAAACACAUAACCGAUAUAAUUAAUGUCAUCUCUCUAUCUCUGAAAUUGAGUCAGAAUUUUUUUUAAAAAAAAAUGCAAAUUACAUGCAAGGCCUCCUACACAUGUGAGAGAAGUUUCAAAACCACAGUAGACAAAAAUAUAUAAUAAGCAAACCACUUCUUUCUUGAACCGCAGGUGAAAAAAGGCUAAAACAUGAACGUAAAUAUUCUAAAGAUAUGGACUUGUAUGAAUUAAAUUUCUCUAGCCUUUUUCUUUUAAUGCUCUAGUGAGGCUUGCUGUGCACAAGUAUAUAAAAACCCUACAUGAUUGCAGGAACGAUAUUUUUGUAUUCUUGCUGAGCACCAGAGCUGGAGGACUUGGUAUCAACUUGACGGUUGCUGACACAAGUCAUUUUAUAUGAAAGAGAUUGGAAUCUCACCUUGGAUUUACAAGCAAUGGACAGAGCUCAUCGUCUAGGUCAAACAAAAGAUGUAAGUGAUUCUCUGUCGUCUCUUCUUCCAAUCUCUAAUUCCUUUGUUGUUUCAUUUUUAUAACCAAAACUUUCAUGGUAGUGAACAAGCAUCUGCCAGUGGCAAUGUGAUUAUCAUCCUGCACAGCGCAAGUCAGAAAAACAUAUAUAGUUCAAUCACAAUCAUGCAACGUCAGUACAGCCGCUACAGAUCCAAGGACGAUCUCAGCGCGUACUUCGCACGUCCCAAUCACAUUCGCGUCGUCGAGGAAACCAUGCAGAUAUGGGAAGACAUCAUGGCCGUUGAGACUGGAUCGCCGAUCAAGUAUCCGGAGUCUUGAAACCUCCUGUAGGAUCAGUUGCGAGAGUCACGUUACGUACUGAAGGUGAAAGAGAACGUCACGGACAGGUGAAGGAGAUUAUGGAAGUGGUUUAAGAAGAAGUAUCUUGCUCCAGUGAUUGAUGAGAUCCGUUUGGGAGAAAACUUCUCUCCGGUGAGAGCAAAGGGUUUCUCGAUUGCAUCGGUUGCGUAUUUUAAAGAUCUUGGAAACGUUGAGGUGCCAAUAUUUAGUGUCCAAUAUAGGGUUUGGUCGAUUGAUGCCAACUUUUUAAAUAGUAA
Molecule: messenger RNA, 7871 nt
Organism: Brassica napus (rape)
Lineage: Eukaryota; Viridiplantae; Streptophyta; Magnoliopsida; Brassicales; Brassicaceae
Product: translocase of chloroplast 120, chloroplastic-like
Exons: 1
Coding region: 3719-5710 (663 amino acids)
Biological process (GO): protein targeting to chloroplast
Cellular component (GO): chloroplast outer membrane
Molecular function (GO): GTP binding
Source: RefSeq, a predicted model, not a curated record